GACAGCAGCGUCUACACCGUGGGUAGUUGAUCGGUCUUCCCUCCGUGUUUUUCCCCGUACGCGGCACAAGGUGGUUGUGGUUUCAGCGAUGAGCUCCCAGAAGGGGAACGUGGCUCGUUCCAGGCCUCAGAAGCACCAGAAUACGUUUAGCUUCAAAAAUGACAAGUUUGAUAAGAGUGUUCAGACCAAGAAAAUUAAUGCAAAACUUCAUGAUGGAGUAUGUCAGCGCUGUAAAGAAGUUCUUGAAUGGCGUGUAAAAUACGGCAAAUACAAACCAUUAUCAAAACCUAAAAAAUG
Messenger RNA from Galeopterus variegatus (Sunda flying lemur), 297 nucleotides. RefSeq names its product chromosome unknown open reading frame, human C9orf85. The record is from RefSeq and is a predicted model, not a curated record. Lineage: Eukaryota; Metazoa; Chordata; Mammalia; Dermoptera; Cynocephalidae. The transcript has 2 exons. The annotation marks the transcript as partial.